Cryptococcus wingfieldii CBS 7118 is the source of this 1914-nucleotide messenger RNA. RefSeq lists its product as hypothetical. Gene Ontology annotation, biological process: transmembrane transport. Gene Ontology annotation, molecular function: ATP binding; ABC-type transporter activity; ATP hydrolysis activity. Lineage: Eukaryota; Fungi; Basidiomycota; Tremellomycetes; Tremellales; Cryptococcaceae. Gene Ontology annotation, cellular component: membrane. The transcript has 10 exons. The record is from RefSeq and is a predicted model, not a curated record. The coding region runs from base 1 to 1914 and encodes 637 amino acids.
AUGGCAGCAGUCACCAAAGCUCGCGGUGCUGCCGCUAAACUAUACUCUACCAUCAACCGUGCCCUGCCUAUCGACUCGGCUAGCCCUGACGGCCUGCCCCCCGACUCUGUCAGGGGAGAGAUUAGUCUUGAGGGGGUCAAAUUCCAUUAUCCGUCUAGGCCGGGCGUGCCCAUCCUCAAAGGUUUUACACUACGUUUGAGGCUGGAAACGCUGGUCGGUGCGCCAGGAAGCGCCAAAAGUACAGUCAUCUCCCUUAUCGAACGAUUCUACGACCCCAUCGCUGGUACCGUCAAGCUCGACGGCAUCGACAUCAAAACGCUCAACCUCAAACGGCUCCGCCAACAGAUCGGUCUCGUCUCCCAAGAACUCACCCUGUUUGGCACCACCGUCCGCGGCAAAACGUCGAACACGGUCUCAUCGGCUCCAAAUGGGAACACGCCUCCCCCGAAGAAAAGUUUGAGCUCGGGAGAGAGGGAUGUUGUUAUCGGCGGGCAGAAGCAGAGGUUGGCGAUCGCUAAGGUGAUUGUAUCCGACCCGAGGAUCUUGUUGUUGGACGAGGCUACUUCGGGGUUGGAUACGCAGAGUGAGGGGAUUGGGCAGGAUGCCCUGGACAGGGCUUCUCGGGGGAGGACGACCAUUGCCAUCGCUCAUCGCUUAUCAUGCCGAUACGAUAGGAUCUAUGUGAUGGGUGCCGGAGAGGUCCUCGAGGAAGGUUCUCACGACGAACUGUUGGCUACCGAAGGCAGUUACGCCCAACUCGUCAACAACCAGAAACUCGCUCAAGAAGCAGUUGUCGAUGCUCUCGCCCCUGGAGCAAAGCCCGUACAAGCCGAGAUUGAAGACGUCUUUGAGGACGAGAUCCCUCUCAAGCGGGCUGCGACAUCGCCAUGGAUGAGGAACAGGCAAGGCGCAAGGCAGAGGCUGAAGAGGAUGAAAAGCUGUGUUCAAGCAACAAGCUCUAUGCGAGGUUGCUCAAGAUCAACAAGGCUGAAAAGAGGAAGGACUUACUUUUAUGCUGUGUAUCGAGACUUGUUCGAUCGUUCUGACGACAAUGAGUGUAGGCUUUUUGGGUGCUGUAUGAUUGGGGAUGGUCUACCCUUCGUUGGCUAUCCUGUUCGUUUGUAUUUCUUCAUCUCCGCCAUCUGUUCCGCACUGGUCAUGUUCCUGCAAGCUUCCGGAUCCUCGCGUACUGGAUGGGAUUUGAACGCGACUUUGAGGCAGAAGCUGUUCCAUGCCGUUCUGAGACAUGAUAUCAGAUGGCUCGGUGAAGAGGAGAACUCACUCUGCUGGCGCUGUGACGUCCAACCUUGCCGACCAACCUCAAAAGGUCCAGGGUCUCUCUGGUCCCACACUCGGUACGAUACGAGUAGUGCAAUUUUGAACGACCUUGAUUGGUGGUCGCAUCAUCGGUCUCUGCUACGGCCCUCUCCUCGCUCUGAUUGGUAUCGCCUGUGUCCCGCUGCUCGUAUCUGGCGGUUGGCUUCGAUUAAAGGUUGUCAACGCAUGAAGAAGCUGCACGCUGCCAGUGCUCAUCUCGCUAGCGAGGCUGCCGGCGCUGUAAGGACUGUGGCGAGCCUUACGAGGGAAGAUGAUGUGGGGGUGAUUUACUCGAAUGCUUUGUUGGAGCCCAUAAAGGUCAACUUCAAGACGUCCAUCUACAGUCAAGCGUUCUAUGCGGCAAGUCAAGGUAUGACCUUCUUGAUUGUCGCUUUGGUCUUGUACAUCGGCGCCCUCUGGAUCAUCUCCGGGAGAUACAGCACUUCCAUGUUCUUCACUGUCCUGAACACUAUCGUCUAUGCGGCCAUACAAGCCGGCAAUGUCUUUUCCCUUGUCCCCGACGCCUCCAGAGCCAACUCGUCUGCUGCCUCCAUCUUCCGCAUCAUCGAUGACCGACCUUCUAUCGAUUCUAACUAG